CACCGUGAAAACUUGGUUUGAAAGAAAUGGAAAGAGUUUAUAUUCGAUAGAAGGGUUUUCGACCAGACUAUAUUCUUUUCAUUAUGGAUGGUUCAUAUAAACGACUGUCAUCAACAGGCUACAAGGCAGUGUCAGUAUAUUCAGCUUUCCUUCUAUUGGCUGGAUCCUGCACCCAGUUGAUCAUGUUCAUAGUCCUGCUGAAACGGGAGUAUCGCAAAAAAAUUCUAACACCGUGCUUCUUAAGCAUAAUUGCUUCGAACUUUCUUUUGCUUUAUGGAAGUCUGCCGUUUACUUUCGUUUCCUCUGUGAUGAAAGGGUGGAUCUUCAAUGAUAAGAUCUGCCAUUUUGUUGGAUUUGUCGCAGGAACAGGAAGCGUAUCAAUGAUAGCAACAAUGGCAGUUAUUACAGURAAAAUCUACCUCUUGGUGAAGAACAAGCCAUUUGUGGGUAAYAGAAUUGAACGCGACAACUCACAAACCAAGGUUCUGCUUGGUGUGUGGUUGUAUUCCGUCUGUGCAAUGCUUCCUCCGUUGACUGGAAUAACUGAAAUGAGCAUCGAAGGAGCUGGUACAAACUGCGUGCCACAAUGGUCUCCCGAAAACACAAGCGGACGAGUAUAUGUGAUGUUUCUACUGACCAUGGCCUACAUCAUUCCUGUUUCUGUAUCGACAAUAUACCUCGCCAAAAUCCGAAAGGUGAUCAACAAGAAUACCAGUGAAAGUAAUUACUACUUUGUCAACCUUUGCUUCAGAAAUCUAAGAAACAUCAACAAAAUGUGCAUGUUCGCUAUUGUCUUCUUCACCAUAGCUUGGCUGCCUUACGCAAUUGUGGUAGUAAUUUGCAUGUUUGGAAAGAAAUCUUCAAUCAGCCCAGAAAUAGAAAUGGCUCCGACGUUGUUAGCCAAGACCAGUGCAAUAUGCAACCCUUUUAUCUAUGCUAUCGUGAACCCAAAGUAAGAAAACAUUUAUUUAUCGGU
Messenger RNA from Actinia tenebrosa (Australian red waratah sea anemone), 976 nucleotides. RefSeq names its product melanopsin-B-like. Gene Ontology annotation, molecular function: G protein-coupled receptor activity. NCBI's taxonomy places the organism in Eukaryota, Metazoa, Cnidaria, Anthozoa, Actiniaria, Actiniidae. Gene Ontology annotation, biological process: G protein-coupled receptor signaling pathway. The record is from RefSeq and is a predicted model, not a curated record. Gene Ontology annotation, cellular component: membrane.